Rhinichthys klamathensis goyatoka is the source of this 2062-nucleotide messenger RNA. It is a transcript of the gene ppp2r2ba, whose product is annotated as protein phosphatase 2, regulatory subunit B, beta a. Lineage: Eukaryota; Metazoa; Chordata; Actinopteri; Cypriniformes; Leuciscidae. Bases 311 to 1651 code for a protein of 446 amino acids. Gene Ontology annotation, biological process: peptidyl-serine dephosphorylation. Gene Ontology annotation, molecular function: protein phosphatase regulator activity; protein binding. The transcript has 9 exons. The record is from RefSeq and is a predicted model, not a curated record. Gene Ontology annotation, cellular component: cytosol; protein phosphatase type 2A complex.
GGGCUGUGCGCAGUAUAUUCCUGCUCAUAGGGUACUAAUGUCCAUGUAGAGUAACUGCCCCUCCCAACCGAAGCUCAGGAAAACAUCUCAACCCUCCGUCCUUCUGGGAGGAAAACAUGGUGAACUGUGAGGACGCACACAGCACGUCUUCUUGACACACGCGUGAGAAGUGUUUAGGAUGCUGCCGUGACUCCACACGCAUCCAGGGAGCAUCAGCAUCAGUAUCAUCCCUCCUCCGGUCCGGUUCUGCUGUCAUCGCAGCGCGGAUGGUGGGAAAGGACCCUUCCAAAGGAAAACGGACGAAAGAAAGAUGAAAUGUUUCUCCCGGUACCUGCCUUACCUCUUCCGACCCCCGAGCACCCUGCUCUCCUCGAGCUGUCACACGGAAGCUGACAUCAUCUCUACUGUGGAGUUCAACUCUACUGGAGAGCUCUUGGCCACGGGAGACAAGGGAGGAAGAGUUGUGGUUUUCCAAAGGGAGCAAGAGAGCAAGAACCAGCCUCACAGACGUGGGGAGUAUAAUGUUUACAGCACGUUUCAGAGUCACGAGCCGGAGUUUGACUACCUGAAGAGUUUAGAGAUCGAGGAGAAGAUCAAUAAGAUACGCUGGCUGCCUCAGCAGAACGCUGCCUACUUCCUGCUCUCCACCAAUGAUAAAACUGUGAAACUGUGGAAGAUCAGUGAGAGGGAUAAGAGACCGGAGGGAUAUAACCUAAAGGAUGAAGAUGGAAGAAUCAGAGACCCGUCCACCAUCACCUCAUUACGGGUGCCAGUACUGCAGCCCAUGGACCUCAUGGUUGAGGCCAUGCCUCGGAGAGUGUUUUCCAAUGCACACACGUACCACAUCAACUCCAUCUCUGUCAACAGUGACUACGAGACCUUCAUGUCCACCGAUGACUUAAGGAUCAACCUGUGGAACCUGGAGAUCACAAACAGAAGCUUCAACAUUGUAGACAUUAAGCCAGCAAACAUGGAGGAGUUGACGGAGGUGAUAACGGCAGCAGAGUUUCACCCACACCAGUGCAACACCUUCGUCUACAGUAGCAGUAAAGGCUCCAUACGUCUGUGUGACAUGAGGGCAUCAGCGCUCUGUGACAACCACUCGAAAUUUUUUGAGGAGCCAGAAGACCCAAGCAAUCGUUCCUUUUUCUCCGAAAUCAUCUCCUCCAUCUCGGACGUUAAAUUUAGCCACAGUGGGCGGUACCUGAUGACACGUGACUACCUGACUGUAAAGGUCUGGGAUCUGAACAUGGAGAGCAAACCACUGGAAACCUAUCAGGUACAUGAUUACCUAAGAAGUAAGCUCUGCUCGCUGUAUGAGAAUGACUGCAUCUUCGACAAAUUUGAAUGUGUUUGGAAUGGAUCAGACAGCGUGAUAAUGACUGGUUCCUACAACAACUUCUUCCGAAUGUUCGACCGAAAUACGAAGCGUGAUGUGACACUAGAGGCGUCCCGAGAGAACAGCAAGCCUCGGGCAAUCCUGAAACCUCGUAAGGUGUGUGUGGGCGGAAAGCGCCGCAAAGAUGAAAUCAGUGUGGACAGCCUGGACUUCAGCAAGAAAAUUCUCCACACCGCCUGGCAUCCUUAUGAGAACAUCAUCGCUGUGGCGGCCACCAAUAACCUUUACAUAUUCCAGGAUAAGGUCAACUAGCACAACUGUACCACCUCCACAUGUUCCUGAAAAGAGAGAGAAAGAGGGAAAAAGCUGUAGCCCAGCAGGAUAUUGCAGGGUGUGUUUUGUGAUGAGAAACAUGACAUUACCUAUGAUGUGGGGAGAAGUAUGAACAGAUGAUGCUGGAUAAGAAGGCCAUGUUGUGCAAGGAUGCUGCCAGACUUUCACGAACAAGAAGCAUCCUGCCCUGCACAGUCAUUCUUCCGCUAUUUAAGUAUCUGCAUUUCCUCUUCCAUGAACUCUUGUUUAUUUAUCGUAUUUAUUCAUUUCUCUGCUGGAAGGAAAUAUCUGACACGUCCUAAAUCUGGACAAAUGUGCAUUUUCAUUGCAAUGAUAUGAAGAAUCUUUAAUAAGGCAAAAACAAACCGUGAAUAAGAUGGGCCGCCGCUG